Molecule: messenger RNA, 1464 nt
Organism: Penicillium soppii
Lineage: Eukaryota; Fungi; Ascomycota; Eurotiomycetes; Eurotiales; Aspergillaceae
Product: putative 3-beta hydroxysteroid dehydrogenase/isomerase family protein
Exons: 2
Biological process (GO): ergosterol biosynthetic process
Cellular component (GO): endoplasmic reticulum
Molecular function (GO): 3-beta-hydroxysteroid dehydrogenase [NAD(P)+]/C4-decarboxylase activity; 3-beta-hydroxy-Delta5-steroid dehydrogenase (NAD+) activity
Source: RefSeq, a predicted model, not a curated record
UUCAUCAUGUGGCUCUUUGCUGCUGUUCCGGCAAUAGUAGCUGCUCUUUACCUGUGCCACAUCAACCAUGCUAUGAAAGCAGUCCCCGAUGAAGCAGCGAAAUUGUCUCCUCAUCGCUGGACCAUUGAAGAAAUCAAAGAAGCCUACAAGAAGAGCCUGGAAUCUCCCAUUGACGUGACAAAAAGCCUGCCACCAAAGCAAUCCAGACGCUAUGUGAUCGUCGGCGGAACCGGCCUAGUAGGCUCAUGGAUACUCACUCAUCUCUUGGCCCGAGGCGAAGACCCCAAAGCCAUUCGCAUCUUGGACAUCGCUUCUCCGGAAGCCAAAUUCCUCAACCAAGGCAUUACCUGGAUAAAAACAAACAUCACCGACAAGCUCGCCGUGACAAGUGCCUUCAAAGAGCCCUGGCCAGCCCACACCACCAAGUUGCCACUAACGGUCUACCACACAGCGGCAAUAAUCCGCCCCCAAGACCGCCUCAAAUGCUUCCUCCCCCUAAGCAGUAAGGUAAACAUCGACGGCACGCUCAACGUCCUCCACGCUUGCCAAGCCGCCGGAGCAAGCAUCUUCAUCUGGACUUCCUCCGGCUCAACAGCACUGCAAAGACCCAACUUCUGGAUCUGGCCAUGGACACGCCACCCCAAGAACGCAGUCCAAGUCCUACACGACAGCACGCCGCUCCCAAAGUCCCACGCCCACUUCUUCGGCAAUUACGCCUUCACCAAAGCCACCGCCGAGUCCCUCGUGCUCUCCGCCAACAACCCAGCCAAGAACUUCCUCACCGGCGCCAUCCGCCCCACAAACGGCAUCUACGGCACAGGCGGCGCCUCCAUCACCGCCAUAACAGACAUCUACCUCGCCAACGGCGGCGCCCCAACCUGGGCCUACCCGGUCCUGCAGUCAUUCGUACAUGCAGAGAACGUCUCACUCGCACACCUACUCUACGAAGCGCGCCUGGUCGAGCAGAGCACCGACCCGAACAUCCGCCGCACAAGCGGGCAGUCGUACAUCGUCAGCGAUCCAAACCCGGCCAUCGCCUUCGGCGACUUAUACCGGCUUCUCAUGACGCUGGCAGACACCCCGAUUUCCUUCCCGGAGCUACAGCCCGCGCCCUUCUUGCUGCUGGCGUAUCUUGUCGAGGCGUACGCCUUCCUGCGGUUCAUGUGCGGCGGCCUCUUGCCGCCGCUUUCGCACGAGCUCGAGCAGUUGCAGCCUUCGCUGUUCAGCAUUCUCGAUGUGCAUGUUUUUGCGGAUGAUUCAAGGGCGAGGAUGAGGCCUGAGGAUGGGGGUCUUGGGUACAAGGCGCCGCUUACGACGCUCGAGGGGAUGUGUCGCCGGCUUGUGGAUUGGAAUGUGCAGGCGAGGACGGAGGGGGUGGAGGUUAAGGGGAAGAGGGUUCUGCUGGGGCCUGUGGUGGUUUCGGAGGAGGGGAUGGGGGUUGAUGUUGUUGUGCCGAAGGUUUAG